AUGAAGAAAAUUGCUGAGGGUGUCUCUGAGUUGGUUGAGGGUUUGCGCCCGUCGAGAAGCAACGCCGCACCAGCGCCAUCAAUCCCACAGGUUGCCAGCGUAGAUGGGAGAUGGAGCAGUGGGGGACGUGGUGGUAUUAUGAUGAAAAUACCUAUUGCUGAUCCUGACAUGUGGUUCUAGUUUUGUCCAACAUGCUCCUUGACGAUGACGAACUACUGAUAUGGACGAACAACAUCAACCUGAGCAACACAUCCAUGUUUAUUGAUGUUGCAAGAAUCACAAUCAUAGUCCUUACUCAUACUCGACGAUCAUGUGAAUUAUAACUAGCAUGAACAAAAUUGGCAUCCUUCUAAAACCCCAACCGCCUUUCCAUUCGAGCGAGAUGAUGGC
Molecule: messenger RNA, 390 nt
Organism: Amoebophrya sp. A25
Lineage: Eukaryota; Dinophyceae; Syndiniales; Amoebophryaceae
Source: the annotation of a GenBank genome assembly